AUGUCAUCCAAUAGUUCUAUUGUUUCCAAUAGUGUUCCUCAAUCCACUGAUUCUCAACAAACUACUCCCCCUGAUCCACAGAAUGCGGAAGAGGAAACCAAUAUCAGCAACAAUGUUAUUUUCCACAAGAAUAAGAUCUUUGUUGGAGGUCUUCCCCACCAAAUUGAGGAAAUAGAACUAAAAUCAUAUUUUAGCACAUAUGGUAAAGUGAUGCACACCAAAAUUAUGCGUGAUGUAUCAAGCGGAAGAGGCAGAGGUUUCGGAUUCAUUACCUUUCAACAGGAAGAAGUUGUGGAAAAUGUAUUAAAAACCACAUUUCAUAAACUCAAGAACAAGCGUGUGGAGGUUAAAAGGGCCGCUGUGGAACAAAUACGUGUUACACAACCCAAAAUCUAUAGCAACAACAACUACUCCACAUUCAACAGCGACAGCAGCAGCAGCAACAACUAUUACAACACAUUCAACAACAACAACAUCAUGUACUGCUAUGACUAUAAGCAUUCCAUCUAUAAUCUACACCCAAUUAUGCCUAUAGACCCCACUCCUUUCAUGUACCCCAAUAACUUAUUCUCAUAUCCUCAGCCCCCGUACUACCUGAUUUACCCAAUCCACCUUCAUACGUACAUGAUGAACAUGGACAAAAAGUUUUUUUAUCAAGGCCACAAUUAG
Molecule: messenger RNA, 669 nt
Organism: Humulus lupulus (European hop)
Lineage: Eukaryota; Viridiplantae; Streptophyta; Magnoliopsida; Rosales; Cannabaceae
Exons: 2
Coding region: 1-669 (222 amino acids)
Molecular function (GO): RNA binding
Source: RefSeq, a predicted model, not a curated record